Molecule: messenger RNA, 2193 nt
Organism: Diospyros lotus (date-plum)
Lineage: Eukaryota; Viridiplantae; Streptophyta; Magnoliopsida; Ericales; Ebenaceae
Exons: 6
Coding region: 384-1988 (534 amino acids)
Source: RefSeq, a predicted model, not a curated record
ACAAGUCACAAUUGUGGACCUUCUCUCCCUUGCCCAAACAUCGUGUAUUAUGAAACCAUUUUAACUUUUCUCUUCUUUAUUGUGUCUCUUGUCCGAAAUAUUCCUCUUUAUUUCCAUCGAUCUAUCUCCACUGUUCUCAUUACUCCUCUCUGUAUUCCCUUCCCUUCUCCGCCUUUAUUAUUAUUAUGUAAAAGAGAAACUCCCCUUUCUUCGUCUUUCUUCAGUUAUUUCCCUAAUUAAAGCUCUAAACCUUUUCCAUUACAUCAUCUCUGCUAAGAUCCCAGUUACCGUCGUUUAAGCUCUCGUAAAUGUUCUGCUGGGAAGAGACAGGGUUUGGAUUGAGCUGAUCCUUCUGCUUAUUAUUCUCACAGAGAAAGGGAACAAUGAGAGAGAAGACGCAGGGGCAGGGCCUUCAGCUUCAGAGGCACGGAUCACGUCUGUGGCUUAUGUUUCCGCCCGCCAUGGGGUGGCCUUCGAGAUCGUGGCUUCUCUUCUCCUUCUUCCUCCUCUUCUUCGCCGGCGCGUUCGUCGCCACGCUCCUCCUCGACACCAACAUCACUUCUAUUGCUGGGAAUUCCCAACCGAAGACAAUCCUGCCGACGGGAGCAACCCACGUGGCGCCUCAGAAACACACGGAAAUCCCCAAAAAGCCCCGGCGAAAGAUUGAAAUCCCGCUAAACUGCACGUCCGGCAGCCAAACCAGAACCUGCCCGGCAAGUUACUUCUACUCGACCGGCUCCGUUUCGCAAGAUGAUCAGGACGGGCAGGAACCGGCCACGUGCCCCGAGUACUUCCGUUGGAUCCACGAGGAUCUACGGCCUUGGAGGGAGACAGGUGUCACGAGUGAAAUGGUGGAGAGGGCGCGGAGGACGGCCAACUUCCGGCUGGUUAUCGUCAAGGGCAGGGCCUACGUGGAGAGAUACCAGAAGGGAUUUCAAUCGAGAGACAUUUUUACGCUAUGGGGGAUCCUACAGUUGUUACGGAGGUACCCAGGGAAAGUCCCCGAUCUGGACCUCAUGUUCGACUGCGUUGACUGGCCGGUGGUCAUAGCGAAGCACUAUCGGGGACCCAAUGCCACGGCCCCGCCGCCAUUGUUCAGAUACUGCGCCAAUGAUGCCACCUUGGACAUUGUUUUCCCGGACUGGUCCUUUUGGGGAUGGCCUGAGAUAAAUAUAAAGCCAUGGGAGGGGUUGUUAGAGGAUCUAAGAGAAGGGAACAAGAGAAUGAGAUGGAUGGAUAGGGAGCCUCAUGCCUACUGGAAGGGCAAUCCAACAGUUGCCCAGACUAGGAUGGAUCUCCUCAAGUGUAAUGUCUCUGACAAGCAAGAUUGGGGUGCUCGCAUAUAUGCACAGGAUUGGAUUCGAGAAUCACAGCAAGGAUACAGGGAAUCAGACUUGGCAAGCCAAUGUAUUCACAGAUAUAAAAUAUAUAUUGAAGGAUCUGCAUGGUCUGUGAGUGAAAAAUACAUUCUUGCGUGUGAUUCUGUUACCUUACUGGUAAGGCCUGUUUACUACGAUUUCUUCACAAGAAGUUUGUUACCUGUACACCAUUACUGGCCCAUACGAGAUGAUGACAAGUGCAGAUCUAUUAAGUUUGCUGUUGACUGGGGCAACAGCCACAAGCAAAAGGCACAAGCUAUCGGGAAGGCAGGGAGUGACUUCAUUCAAGAGGAGCUGAAGAUGGAUUAUGUGUAUGACUACAUGUUUCAUCUCCUAAAUGAAUAUGCUAAGCUCUUGAGGUACAAGCCCACCGUACCUGAAAAAGCAGUCGAGCUCUGCUCGGAAAUAUUGGCUUGUCCUGCAGAUGGGUUGAUGAAGAAGUUUAUGAUGGAAUCUAUGAAGGGUCCAACAGAAACGAAACCAUGCUCAAUGCCUCCUCCCUAUGAUCCCCUUGCUUUCAAGUCCCUCGUCAGGAGAAAAGCAAAUUCAAUAAGGCAAGUAGAGUUAUGGGAGAGGAACUACCGGGAGAAUCAAACUUUACAUAGCUAAGUUCAGCGGUUCUUUUACUGGAGUUUUUACGUGUCAUUCAAAUUUAUUGAGUUAUUGUUUCUUUUUAUAAAUUUAUAGGUUACAUAUAUGGUAUAUAGCAUGUUUAGUAAAAGAGGUAAUUUAUUAUGCUUCAGUUUAUUUUAUUUCUUUUUGGAUAUUCUAGCCAAAAAAAUUUCUUUAUCAAGGGCAUACCAUUAAUAGAUCA